Rhagoletis zephyria (snowberry fruit fly) is the source of this 8919-nucleotide messenger RNA. It is a transcript of the gene Dhc64C, whose product is annotated as dynein heavy chain, cytoplasmic. Gene Ontology annotation, biological process: microtubule-based movement. Gene Ontology annotation, cellular component: axonemal dynein complex. NCBI's taxonomy places the organism in Eukaryota, Metazoa, Arthropoda, Insecta, Diptera, Tephritidae. The record is from RefSeq and is a predicted model, not a curated record. Gene Ontology annotation, molecular function: ATP hydrolysis activity; dynein intermediate chain binding; ATP binding.
AUGGACAGUAAUAAUUCAAAGCCAAUGCAGCGCGUGUUGGGUACCGUGGAGUCAACAUUGAAUGUGCUCGCUGACUCAGUGUUGCAGGAACAACCGCCACUGCGCAGACGUAAAUUGGAGCAUUUGAUCAAUGAAUUUGUUCAUAAGCGUACAGUAACACGACGCUUGACUGCCAAUGGUGUUACCAGUCCCAAAUCUUUCCAAUGGCUUUGUGAGAUGCGUUUCUACUUCGACCCACGUCAAACUGAGGUUCUCCAACAACUCACCAUUCACAUGGCCAACGCUCGUUUCUACUAUGGCUUCGAAUACCUAGGCGUACAGGAUCGCCUCGUACAGACACCUCUCACCGAUCGCUGCUAUUUGACUAUGACUCAAGCUCUGGAAUCACGUCUAGGAGGAUCGCCUUUCGGUCCAGCCGGUACUGGUAAAACUGAAUCCGUUAAAGCGCUCGGCAAUCAACUUGGUCGCUUUGUACUCGUCUUCAAUUGUGAUGAGACAUUCGAUUUUCAAGCAAUGGGCCGUAUCUUUGUUGGUUUGUGUCAAGUUGGCGCUUGGGGUUGCUUUGAUGAGUUCAAUCGUUUGGAGGAGCGUAUGUUGUCCGCCUGUUCACAACAAAUUCAAACAAUACAGGAAGCAUUGAAGUAUGAAAUGGAUAGCAAUAAGGAAAGCAUUACUGUUGAGUUGGUUGGAAAGCAGGUGCGCGUCUCGCCUGACAUGGCCAUUUUCAUUACCAUGAAUCCUGGUUAUGCUGGCCGCUCCAAUCUGCCUGAUAACUUGAAGAAACUCUUCCGUUCACUGGCUAUGACUACACCGGAUCGCCAGCUUAUCGCCGAGGUGAUGUUGUUCUCACAAGGUUUCCGCUCAGCCGAGAAGUUGGCCUGUAAGAUUGUACCAUUUUUCAAGCUUUGCGAUGAGCAGCUUUCGAAUCAAAGUCAUUAUGACUUCGGUUUGCGUGCGCUUAAAUCGGUAUUGAUAUCGGCUGGUAAUGUUAAACGUGAUCGCAUUAUGAAGAUCAAGGAAAGCUUGCGUCAGCGUGGUGAGGAGAAUAUUGAUGAAGCCUCGGUAGCUGAAAAUUUGCCUGAGCAAGAGAUUCUAAUUCAAUCGGUUUGUGAGACAAUGGUACCCAAGUUGGUGGCAGAGGAUAUACCACUGCUAUUCUCGUUGCUAAGCGACGUCUUCCCGAACGUUGGCUACACACGUGCUGAGAUGAAGGGUCUGAAAGAGGAAAUACGCAAAGUAUGCCAAGAAGAUUACCUGGUUUGUGGCGAGGGCGAUGAGCAGGGCGCUGCUUGGAUGGAAAAAAAUGCGCAAGGAUUCGGUGAAACGUGGGUGGAAAAAGUACUACAAUUAUACCAAAUCUCUAACCUCAAUCACGGUUUGAUGAUGGUCGGUCCAUCUGGUUCAGGCAAAUCGACUGCCUGGCGUACACUACUCAAAGCAUUGGAACGUUUCGAGGGUACUGAGGGAGUUGCACACGUCAUUGAUCCCAAAGCAAUUUCGAAGGAGGCACUCUAUGGUGUCAUGGAUCAGAAUACACGCGAGUGGACAGACGGAUUGUUCACGCAUGUACUCCGUAAAAUCAUCGACAACGUGCGUGGUGAAAUCAAUAAGCGCCAAUGGAUUAUUUUCGAUGGAGAUGUCGAUCCCGAAUGGGUAGAAAAUUUGAACUCUGUGUUGGACGACAACAAAUUACUGACACUGCCGAACGGUGAACGUCUAUCGCUGCCACCAAAUGUGCGCAUAAUGUUUGAGGUGCAAGAUUUGAAGUUUGCCACACUCGCUACAGUCUCGCGUUGUGGCAUGGUAUGGUUCUCCGAGGAUGUUUUGUCCACUGAGAUGAUAUUCGAGAAUUAUCUGUCACGAUUGCGUAGCAUACCACUGGAAGAUGGCGAUGAAGACUUUGUUGGCGCUGUCAAGCCUUCGUCCAACAAGGAUAAAGAAGAAGAGGUCUCUCCCUCAUUGCAAGUACAGCGCGAUAUCGCAUUGUUGUUGCAGCCAUACUUCUCGGCAGAUGGCAUUGUAGUGCGCAGUCUGGAGUAUGCCAUGGAACAAGAGCAUAUUAUGGACUUUACACGUUUGCGUGCGCUUAGCUCACUCUUCUCAAUGCUGAAUCAAGCUGCAAGAAAUGUGCUCCACUUUAACUCCCAACAUCCAGACUUCCCUUGCUCCAACGACCAAUUGGAGCAGUACAUACCCAAAGCACUUAUUUAUUCAGUACUCUGGUCCUUUGCUGGUGAUGCUAAGCUCAAAGUGCGCACUGAUUUGGGUGAUUUUGUACGCAGUGUUACUACCAUUCCACUGCCUGGCGCUGCCGGUGCCCCCAUCAUUGACUACGAAGUUAGCAUGAAUGGUGAAUGGGUGCCGUGGUCGAACAAGGUACCGGUUAUAGAGGUUGAGACGCACAAAGUCGCUUCACCAGAUAUUGUUGUGCCCACAUUGGACACUGUGCGUCAUGAAUCGCUGUUGUACACUUGGCUAGCGGAGCAUAAGCCAUUGGUAUUAUGUGGUCCGCCUGGCUCUGGCAAAACCAUGACACUCUUCUCAGCACUGCGCGCUUUACCCGAUAUGGAAGUGGUUGGUUUGAAUUUCUCAUCAGCCACAACACCGGAGCUUUUACUGAAAACUUUCGAUCACUACUGCGAAUAUCGUAAGACUCCUAACGGUGUUGUGCUUUCGCCAGUACAGAUUGGCAAAUGGUUGGUACUCUUCUGCGAUGAAAUCAAUUUACCCGACAUGGACACCUACGGUACUCAACGUGUGAUUUCAUUCUUGCGUCAACUUGUUGAACACAAAGGAUUCUAUCGCGCCAGUGAUCAAGCUUGGGUCUCCUUGGAGCGUAUACAAUUCGUGGGCGCUUGUAAUCCUCCCACAGAUCCAGGUCGUAAGCCCCUUUCGCAUCGUUUCCUACGUCAUGUGCCCAUCAUUUAUGUCGACUAUCCUGGUGAGACUUCGCUCAAACAAAUCUAUGGCACUUUCUCACGUGCAAUGCUACGUAUGAUGCCCUCAUUGCGAGGCUACGCUGAACCACUUACCAACGCUAUGGUUGAGUUUUAUUUGGUUUCGCAGGAUCGCUUCACACAGGACAUGCAGCCGCACUAUGUGUACUCGCCGCGUGAGAUGACACGCUGGGUACGCGGUAUUUGCGAGGCUAUACGUCCGCUUGAUUCGCUACCAGUGGAGGGUUUGGUGCGUUUGUGGGCGCAUGAGGCGCUACGCUUGUUCCAAGACAGGCUGGUUGAGGAAUCAGAACGCCGUUGGACCAAUGAAAAUAUCGAUAUUGUUGCACUCAAACACUUCCCUGGUAUCAAUCAAGAGGAGGCAUUGACACGCCCCAUUUUAUAUAGUAAUUGGUUGUCCAAGGACUACAUGCCGGUCAAUCGCGAAGAAUUGCGAGACUAUGUGCGUGCUCGCCUUAAAGUUUUCUACGAGGAGGAGCUCGAUGUGCCGCUCGUCUUGUUCGAUGAAGUUUUGGAGCAUGUUUUGCGUAUUGACCGUAUUUUCCGUCAGCCCCAGGGACAUCUGUUGCUGAUUGGUGUGUCUGGUGCAGGCAAAACUACACUUUCACGCUUCGUCGCCUGGAUGAAUGGUUUGUCCAUCUUCCAAAUUAAGGUGCACAACAAAUACACGAGCGAAGACUUUGAUGAAGAUUUACGUUGUGUGCUGAGACGUUCGGGCUGCAAGGAUGAGAAGAUAGCAUUCAUUUUAGACGAGUCGAAUGUUUUGGAUUCUGGUUUCUUGGAACGUAUGAACACGCUGCUGGCUAACGGUGAAGUUCCCGGUCUGUUCGAGGGCGACGAAUACACUACUUUGAUGACACAAUGUAAGGAAGGAGCACAGCGCGAGGGCCUGAUGUUGGACUCCAGCGAUGAGUUGUAUAAAUGGUUCACCCAACAGGUUAUGCGCAAUUUGCACGUCGUCUUCACCAUGAACCCAUCCACAGAUGGUCUAAAAGAUCGCGCUGCCACUUCACCUGCUCUUUUCAAUCGUUGCGUGCUCAACUGGUUCGGAGAUUGGUCCGAUUCCGCACUCUUCCAGGUUGGUAAAGAGUUCACUACACGCGUGGACUUGGAAAAGCAAGGCUGGUCUGCUCCCGACUUCUUCCCGUCUGUUUGUCCUUUGGUACCAGCACAACCCACUCACCGCGAUGCUGUUAUCAACAGCUGUGUGUACGUACACCAAACUCUACACCAAGCCAAUGCACGCCUCGCCAAGCGUGGUGGACGCACAAUGGCCGUUACACCACGCCACUAUUUGGACUUUAUUCAUCACUUUGUCAAAUUGUACAAUGAGAAACGUAGUGAUUUGGAAGAACAGCAGUUACAUUUGAAUGUUGGUCUCAAUAAGAUUGCGGAAACUGUUGAGCAAGUGGAGGAGAUGCAGAAGUCUUUGUCCGUAAAGAAACAGGAAUUGCAGGCGAAGAAUGAGGCGGCUAAUGCUAAGUUGAAGCAAAUGUUUAAGGAUCAACAAGAGGCGGAGAAGAAGAAAAUACAAUCUCAAGAGAUACAGAUACGUUUAGCCGAUCAGACGGUUAAGAUUGAAGAAAAACGAAAAUAUGUCAUGGCCGAUUUGGCACAAGUGGAACCGGCAGUUAUAGAGGCGCAACAAGCUGUAAGCGCCAUUAAAAAGAAACACUUGGCUGAGGUGCGUUCCAUGGCCAAUCCACCGGCUGUUGUUAAAUUAGCGCUGGAAUCAGUCUGUGAGCUGCUUAGCGAGACUGCCACCGAUUGGAAGGCGAUUCGUGGCAUACUUGUCAAAGAUAGUUUUAUACCGUCCAUUGUUAAUUUGAAAACUGAGCAUAUCACCGAUGAGGUGCGUGAAAAGAUGAAGAACAAAUAUCUGAGCAAUCCCGACUACAACUUCGAGAAGGUCAAUCGCGCCAGUAUGGCUUGUGGCCCUAUGGUUAAAUGGGCAAUUGCACAGAUCGAAUACGCUGACAUGUUGAAACGCGUGGAACCGCUACGCGAGGAAUUGCGUUCGCUCGAAGAACAGGCCGAUGUGAAUAAGCAGAGCGCAAAAGAGACUAAGGAUCUGGUUGAACAACUAGAGCGCAGUAUUGCCGCCUACAAGGAAGAAUAUGCACAGCUUAUCUCGCAGGCCCAGGCCAUCAAAACCGACCUGGAAAAUGUGCAAGCCAAGGUGGAUCGUUCCAUUGCGCUGCUGAAGAGCUUGAAUAUCGAACGCGAACGCUGGGAAUGCACUAGCGAGACAUUUAAGUCACAGAUGUCCACCAUUAUUGGUGACGUUUUGUUGUCGGCUGCAUUCAUUGCGUAUGGCGGCUACUUUGAUCAGCACUAUCGCUUGAAUCUUUUCACCACCUGGUGUCAACAUCUCCAAUCGGCCAACAUACAAUAUCGCGCCGAUAUGGCACGCACCGAAUAUCUUUCGAAUCCCGAUGAACGUUUACGCUGGCAAGCCAAUGCUUUGCCAACCGAUGAUCUUUGCACUGAGAAUGCCAUCAUGCUCAAACGUUUCAAUCGCUAUCCACUCAUUAUUGAUCCUUCAGGGCAAGCUACCACUUUCUUGCUCAACGAAUAUGCGGGCAAGAAAAUCACAAAGACCUCCUUCCUGGACGAUUCCUUCCGCAAGAAUUUGGAAUCAGCGCUACGUUUCGGUAAUCCGCUGCUCGUGCAAGAUGUUGAAAAUUACGAUCCAAUUUUGAAUCCUGUCCUCAAUCGCGAAUUGCGUCGCACUGGCGGUCGUGUGUUGAUCACACUUGGCGAUCAGGAUAUCGAUUUGUCGCCAUCGUUCGUAAUUUUCUUGUCCACACGUGAUCCUACCGUGGAAUUCCCGCCAGAUAUUUGUUCACGUGUUACUUUUGUUAACUUUACGGUCACACGUAGCUCUUUGCAGUCGCAGUGUUUGAAUCAAGUGUUGAAGGCUGAACGCCCGGAUAUCGAUGAGAAGCGUUCCGAUUUGCUGAAAUUGCAAGGUGAAUUCCGUUUGCGUUUGCGCCAACUCGAAAAGAGUUUACUGCAAGCAUUGAAUGAUGCAAAGGGCAAGAUUCUGGACGAUGAUUCGGUGAUCACUACGCUUGAGACGUUGAAGAAGGAAGCUUACGAUAUCAAUCAGAAGGUGGAUGAAACCGAUAAGGUUAUUGCAGAGAUUGAGACUGUCUCGCAGCAGUAUUUGCCAUUGUCGGUGGCUUGCAGCAACAUUUACUUCACCAUGGAUAGCUUAAACCAGGUGCACUUCCUCUACCAAUAUUCGUUGAAGAUGUUCUUGGACAUUUUCUCAACUGUGUUGUACAAUAACACAAAACUAGAUGGCAAAACCGAAUAUUCGGAGCGAUUGGGCAUCGUCACCAAAGAUCUGUUCCAGGUCUGCUAUGAGCGUGUCGCGCGUGGCAUGUUGCACAACGAUCGCCUCACUUUCGCUCUACUGAUGUGCAAAAUUCAUCUGAAGGGUACUUCGGAACAAAACUUGGACGCUGAAUUCAAUUUCUUCUUGCGCAGUCGCGAGGGUCUUCUUGCUUCGUCAACGCCAGUCGAUGGCCUCACAGCCGAGCAAAUAGAGAGUGUAAACCGUUUGCAGUCACGUCUGCCUAUCUUCCGCAAGUUAAUCGAAAAGCUUAAAUCAAUGCCCGAAAUCGGCGCUUGGCUGCAACAAAGCUCACCGGAGCAGUGUGUACCGCAGUUGUGGGAUGAAUCGAAGGCACUCACCUCGAUCGUCAGCUCUAUUCAUCAAUUGCUUUUGAUACAAGCUUUCCGCCCGGAUCGUGUCAUCGCCGCCGCUCAUAAGGUUGUCGACGCUGUGCUGGGUCUAGAUUUUAUGCCAAACGCGGAAAAGGAAUUGGACUUGGCUGCUGUUGUGGAGAAGCAGUUGAACUGCAACACACCCGCAUUGCUGUGCUCAGUGCCCGGCUUUGACGCCUCCGGACGUGUGGACGACUUGGCUGCCGAGCUGAACAAACAGAUCUCGAGCAUUGCCAUUGGUUCGGCCGAGGGCUUCAAUCAGGCCGAGCGCGCCAUCAACAUGGCCUGCAAGAGCGGUCGCUGGGUACUGCUGAAGAACGUUCACUUAGCGCCUCAAUGGUUGGUGCAAUUAGAGAAGAAACUACACUCGCUGCAGCCACAUUCGGGCUUCAGAUUGUUCCUCACCAUGGAGAUCAAUCCCAAGGUGCCGGUCAACUUGUUGCGCGCAGGCCGCAUUUUCGUUUUCGAACCGCCGCCAGGCAUUCGCGCCAACUUGUUGCGCACUUUCUCAACAGUGCCGGCGGCGCGCAUGAUGAAAACACCCAGUGAACGUGCGCGUCUCUACUUCUUACUGGCCUGGUUCCAUGCCAUUGUGCAGGAACGUCUGCGUUAUGUGCCCCUUGGCUGGGCGAAGAAGUACGAGUUCAAUGAGUCGGAUCUGCGCGUCGCGUGCGACACGCUGGACACCUGGAUCGAUACGACCGCAAUGGGUCGCACCAAUUUGCCGCCGGAGAAGGUGCCAUGGGACGCGUUGGUAACAUUGUUGUCGCAAUCCAUCUACGGCGGUAAAAUUGACAAUGACUUCGAUCAGCGUUUGCUGACUUCAUUCCUGAAAAAAUUAUUCACGGCGCGCAGCUUCGAAAGCGAUUUCGCGCUUGUGGCCAAUGUUGAUGGCGGUGCCGGCGGUCAGCGACACAUCACCAUGCCCGAUGGCACGCGACGCGAUCACUUCUUGAAGUGGAUUGAGAAUUUGUCCGACCGCCAGACGCCUUCCUGGCUCGGAUUGCCCAACAAUGCGGAGAAAGUGUUGCUAACGACACGCGGCACAGAUUUGGUGAGCAAGCUGUUAAAGAUGCAACAGCUGGAGGAUGAUGAUGAAUUGGCCUAUAGUGUGGAAGAACAUGCCGAGGCGGCUAAUGCUAAUGCAGCACGACAGGAAGAUGGGCGUCCAUCAUGGAUGAAAACCUUACAUAACUCGGCAACUGCUUGGUUAGAGCUUUUGCCCAAAAAUUUGCCUGUGCUUAAGCGUACUGUGGAGAAUAUCAAAGAUCCGCUGUACCGUUACUUUGAACGAGAGGUCACUUCAGGCGCUAAAUUGUUGACCACGGUCAUUUCCGAUCUGCAGGAUGUGGUAUUGAUUUGUCAAGGUGAAAAGAAGCAAACGAAUCACCAUCGUUCAAUGUUGUCAGAGCUGGUGCGUGGUAUUAUACCGAAGGGUUGGAAGCGUUACACCGUACCGGUGGGCUGCACUGUCAUACAGUGGAUUACCGAUUUUAGUAAUCGCGUGCAGCAGCUACAGAAGGUGUCGAAAUUAGUGUCGCAAGCAGGCGCCAAGGAGUUGCAGACAUUCCCUGUUUGGUUAGGCGGCUUAUUGAAUCCAGAGGCUUACAUCACUGCCACACGUCAAUGUGUAGCACAGGCCAACAGCUGGUCUUUGGAGGAAUUAGCCUUGGAAGUAACAAUCACCGAGUCGAGCGUGAAUCCAGAUCAGAAGGAUAGUAGUUUCGGUGUGGCUGGCUUGAAAUUACAAGGCGCACAAUGCAAGAACAACGAGCUGCUCUUAGCUUCCACUAUUAUGAUGGAUUUGCCACUCACCAUACUCAAAUGGGUCAAGGCUUCUACUGAGAUGCGAGUUAGCAAGCUUACCUUGCCGGUCUACUUGAACUCCACACGCACUGAGCUGUUGUUUACUGUGGAUUUGGCUGUAGCUGCUGGCCAAGAUCCACAUAGUUUCUAUGAGCGUGGGGUCGCUGUGCUCACUUCGACUGCGUUGAAUUGAAUUUGGUAGAGAAGAGCAAAAAAAAUAUUAUACCGUAAAUGGGCAUAAAUGUUAUAUACCAUUACAUAAAACCAAUUUUAUUCAAACUUAAAAUAUUUACUAUCACAAGUUUAUGCACUUACAAAGUGGUUUUUGCUUCAAUGUAACAGAGUUAAUCAAUCGUAUUCAAUAUUCAAAAUAUACAAUACUCAAGCAUUCAAUAAAAGUUAAUCAAUAUGCAUGGAAAUA